Molecule: messenger RNA, 1214 nt
Organism: Jaculus jaculus (lesser Egyptian jerboa)
Lineage: Eukaryota; Metazoa; Chordata; Mammalia; Rodentia; Dipodidae
Gene: Psma1
Product: proteasome 20S subunit alpha 1
Exons: 10
Coding region: 125-916 (263 amino acids)
Biological process (GO): ubiquitin-dependent protein catabolic process
Cellular component (GO): nucleus; proteasome core complex, alpha-subunit complex; proteasome core complex
Source: RefSeq, a predicted model, not a curated record
GCCUAGCCUGCGCCGCCGCCAAAAGCCCGCAGACUUCCCUGUCGAUCGCCGAGCCAUAGUUUCGGCGGCGUUCCUCGGUUCCGCGGCUGUCUCUGAUUCUCGCAGCCAGGUCGGCGCCGGAACCAUGUUUCGUAAUCAGUAUGACAAUGAUGUCACUGUUUGGAGCCCUCAGGGCAGGAUUCAUCAAAUUGAAUAUGCAAUGGAAGCUGUUAAACAGGGUUCUGCCACAGUGGGUCUGAAAUCAAAAACACAUGCGGUCCUGGUUGCACUGAAAAGGGCACAGUCAGAGCUUGCAGCUCACCAAAAGAAAAUUCUCCAUGUUGACAACCAUAUUGGGAUCUCAAUUGCCGGGCUUACUGCUGAUGCUAGACUGCUAUGUAAUUUUAUGCGCCAGGAGUGUUUGGAUUCCAGAUUUGUGUUUGACAGACCACUCCCUGUGUCUCGUCUCGUAUCUUUAAUUGGAAGCAAGACCCAGAUACCAACACAGCGAUAUGGCCGGAGACCAUAUGGGGUUGGACUGCUUAUUGCUGGUUAUGAUGACAUGGGUCCUCACGUUUUCCAAACCUGUCCAUCUGCUAACUAUUUUGACUGUCGAGCUAUGUCCAUCGGAGCCCGUUCUCAGUCAGCUCGUACUUACUUGGAGAGACAUAUGUCUGAGUUUAUGGAGUGCAAUUUAAAUGAACUGGUUAAACAUGGUCUACGUGCCUUAAGAGAGACACUCCCAGCAGAACAGGACCUAACUACAAAGAAUGUUUCCAUCGGAAUUGUUGGUAAAGACUUGGAAUUUACAAUCUAUGAUGAUGAUGAUGUGUCUCCAUUCCUGGAAGGUCUUGAAGAAAGACCACAGAGAAAGACACAGCCCUCACAGCCUGCUGAUGAACCUGCAGAGAAAGCUGAUGAACCCAUGGAACACUAAGUGAUAACAUGUUCUCUUGAGCCUGGAAGCAUCAGGAGCACACAGUGGCCACAGUGGUCUGUGCUGUGAUCCACCGCGUACAGAGUGGUGGGAUAGUAUGUUAUAGGAGUAAAUCCAGAUGUGAGUUUGUUUCCAAGCAACUUCCCUAAAAUCAUAUAAUGGGGUGCAUUUUUCUUUGAAGGGGUCUGUAUAAUCAUUUUCUAGAAAGUAUAGGUAUCUAAACCAAUGUUUUUUAUAUGAAGAAAAUAUUGUCUUUACAGUUUAAAUGACAACUGUGAAAUAAAAUUGUUCCACCUUC